Molecule: messenger RNA, 3483 nt
Organism: Suncus etruscus (white-toothed pygmy shrew)
Lineage: Eukaryota; Metazoa; Chordata; Mammalia; Eulipotyphla; Soricidae
Gene: SACM1L
Product: SAC1 like phosphatidylinositide phosphatase
Exons: 20
Coding region: 35-1798 (587 amino acids)
Biological process (GO): phosphatidylinositol dephosphorylation
Cellular component (GO): endoplasmic reticulum
Molecular function (GO): phosphatidylinositol-4-phosphate phosphatase activity
Source: RefSeq, a predicted model, not a curated record
GAGAGAGAAGGAAGGAAGGAGGCGGCGGUGCAGCAUGGCGGCGACGACCUACGAGCACCUGAAGCUACAUAUCACACCUGAAAAAUUUUAUGUAGAAGCUUGUGAUGAUGGAGCUGAUGAUGUACUUAUCAUUGACCGUGUAUCUACAGAGGUUACGCUCUCAGUCAAGAAAGAUAUUCCUCCAUCAGCUGUCACAAGACCAAUAUUUGGUAUAAUGGGCACAAUCCAUCUGGUGGCAGGUAAUUAUCUAAUUGUCAUUACCAAAAAGACAAAAGUAGGUGAAUUUUUCAAUCAUGUAAUCUGGAAAGCAACAGAUUUUGAUGUCCUUUCUUAUAAGAAGACAAUGUUGCACUUAACUGAUAUUCAGUUGCAAGAUAAUAAAACGUUUCUAACAAUGAUAAACCACGUCUUAAGUAUGGAUGGACUUUACUUUUCAACAACAUAUGACUUGACACAUACUUUACAACGACUAUCCAACACUAGUCCCGAAUUCCAAGAAAUGAGUCUAUUGGAGAGGGCAGAUCAGCGAUUUGUCUGGAAUGGUCAUCUUCUAAGAGAACUUUCUGCUCAACCAGAGGUCCAUCGGUUUGCACUACCAGUGUUACAUGGCUUUAUUACCAUGCACUCAUGUUCUAUUAAUGGAAAGCACUUUGAUUGGAUUCUCAUCUCGAGAAGAAGUUGUUUCAGAGCUGGUGUGCGCUAUUAUGUAAGAGGAAUUGAUUCUGAAGGCCAUGCAGCUAAUUUUGUAGAAACAGAACAAAUUGUGCACUACAAUGGCUGCAAGUCUUCAUUUGUCCAGACCAGAGGAUCAAUACCAGUUUUCUGGUCUCAAAGACCAAACCUCAAGUACAAACCAAAGCCACAAAUCAACAAAGUAGCAAAUCAUAUGGAUGGUUUCCAAAGGCAUUUUGAUUCACAAGUAAUUAUUUAUGGAAAACAAGUUAUAAUCAACCUGGUAAACCAGAAGGGUUCAGAGAAGCCACUUGAACAAGUGUUUGCAACAAUGGUGUCUUCGUUGGCAAGUGGAAUGAUCAGAUAUAUUGCCUUCGACUUCCAUAAGGAGUGUAAAAAUAUGAGAUGGGAUCGGCUAAAUAUUUUAUUGGAUCAGGUAGCAGAAAUGCAAGAUGAAUUAAGUUAUUUUCUAGUGGACGCUGCUGGCAAGGUGGAGACCAACCAGGAAGGCGUGUUCCGCAGCAACUGUAUGGACUGUCUGGACAGGACCAAUGUGAUCCAGAGUAUGUUAGCUCACCGUUCACUUCAGGCCCAGCUGCAGAGACUAGGAGUUUUGCAUGUCGGACAAAAGCUUGAAGAACAAAGUGAAUUUGAGAAGAUUUACAAAAAUGCCUGGGCUGACAAUGCAAAUGCUUGUGCCAAACAGUAUGCAGGAACUGGUGCCUUGAAGACAGACUUUACCAGAACUGGAAAGAGAACUCAGUUGGGACUGAUAAUGGAUGGCCUAAACUCACUUAUCCGGUAUUACAAGAAUAACUUUUCUGAUGGAUUUAGACAAGAUUCCAUAGAUUUAUUUCUUGGAAACUAUUCAGUGGAUGAAUUAGAAUUUCAUAGUCCUUUAAGUGUACCAAGAGAUUGGAAAUUUCUUGCUUUGCCUAUUAUCAUGGUUGUUGCCUUUUCAAUGUGCAUUAUCUGUUUACUGAUGGCUGGCGAUACUUGGACAGAAACACUGGCCUACGUGCUCUUCUGGGGAGUUGCAAGCAUUGGAACAUUCUUAAUUAUUAUUUACAACGGCAAAGAUUUCGUUGAUGCUCCCAGAUUGGUUCAGAAGGAAAAGAUAGACUGAAUUUGUGUCUGUGGAAAGCGGCUUGGCCUCGAAGAGUCCAUUGUGCAGAACUGGAAUCUUUACUGACCUGCUUUCCACAUUAGCCUGGGCUCUUUUUGAAAGCCUUUGUCCCAAAGCACCUCUGUGCUCUGUGUUGGGGUGAUGAUUUCGAUUGAUCUAAUGUUACUGUCUUGAUGAUCUCUUUACUGUUGGAAUAUACACAUACACAAUGUUCAGUAAUUAAAAUGCAGUUUGAAUUCAUCUCACAGAAUGGAAGGGAUCUGUUCACUGACUUUAAUCAACUGUUGCAGAGUAAGUAAUAUAUUUAAAAAUCUUGCUUCUUUCAUUAUUUAAAAUAGGACAAUUAUUUUUUUAGCUCGGUUCCAUUGUUGUUGUUGUAGACGCAGUUGCUGUUAGCAGGCACUUUUUCACAUAUCUUUGGACUUUUCUGAAUACAUGUAAAAUAAGCUAAUUUCACUCUGUUUAUAAAAUGUGAGUCUUUUACACACACAUGAAGUCAUUGGAUGAGGAAGAGAGGGAAGAGGAGGCUUGGUGUCCUUUGAGAUUUCUUUUGGGUAUGGCCUUAAGCGUUCAGACAGCUGAGCUGCUGCUCUUGGAUCAGCAGUUGAAGUGUGGUAGAAAUAAUUCAGAUAGUCUUCCUCUUUUUUCAGGUCUACAGUGAAAAUAAAGAAUGUAAAGUUUUUGUCUUUUUUUGCUAGAGGUCCAAAGCCUCCUCUGUUUCAAGGCUUGCCCCAGUGUGGAAAAAUACUCUUGGCUAGUCAGCUUCUUCCUCCUGGACAUUUUCGUUUCUUUCGGGGUCAUGCGUUGAGACCUGCAGGCCUAUGAGAGGAUCUAGUACUCGAGUUGAUAUGUGCUUGGGGAUAGCAACAGCAUUCCACGCACGGAUGAUGCUUUCGCUCUGCAAAGGUUUUGCUAUCUUCAAGAAUGUCUCUAAAACUUAGUGCUUCUGGGUAGUUAGAGUUGUACAAAUCAAGGACCAACUCAAUCUUUAAUUUAUCUGCCAAGACAAACCUGAAAAAUACUCUCUAGGAGCUGUGCAUAGUUCUAAUUAUAAGUCGGGCUGUAUAUUCAAAUUGUAAUGACAAGGUUUAAAUAUUAGAAAAGUAUGUAUGGUAGUAAAAUUACCACUGCUUUAAAAUAAUUCAAUUAAAACACUGCUACAAUAUUUGUAUUAUGCUUGAAACUAUUUAUAGUGCUUUUCUGAUAGCAAUGUUUUUUUUUUGUUAUUCUUAAAAGGCCCUUUGUUUCAGCAAUUAUCUUUUAUUUAACAUUAUCUUUGAUAAACAUCAUUAAGAGUUGUUGCUUUUAGGAACUCUAAAGGAACUAAUAGCUGGAAAACCCUCUAUACCUUAAAAUCACUGAUUGAAACUCACAAUAGUGUAAUUAGAGCUACCUAUUAAUAUGUAAAUAAACACAAUUUGUUCCAAAGAUGAUAUAUUGAAAUUUAGUUUAUGCCUACUGCAAUAUAUUACUAUUACACAGUGCUACUGGCCAUUUCUAAAGAAGUUAAUCUCAACAACUACAAUGAAGACCAAAUUUCAACCAUUAAUAUGGCUGUUUUGCAAUGAAUGAAUUACUGUUGGUGUGUUAGAGCUUAAAGUAUCAAUAUUUCAGAACCCCACAAUAAUUUUAUUUCUAAAUUCAUGUACAAUACAUCUAUAAGUAAAAAUAAAAUAUCAUAUUCU